CUCCCCGGGCCCCGCCCGCCGCUAGCCGUCGGGGCGGCCUCGGCCCGGGAGUGACCGGGAACAGAUGCGCCCGUGGUGAGGUUACCCCGGUCCCGCCAUGGCCGCGCGCCCCGGGACUCUCUGGCUGCUGGGCCUAGUGCUGUGCACGCUGAGCGGCUGCGGUCCCGGCCCGCGACCCCCGCCCGGCUGCCCGCAGAGUCGCCUGGGCCCGCGUGAACGUCGCGACCUGCAGCGCGAGAUCCUGGCGGUGCUCGGGCUGCCCGGGCGGCCCCGGCCCCGCGCGCCGCCUGCCGGCGCUGGGCUGCCCGCGUCCGCGCCGCUCUUCAUGCUGGACCUGUACCGCGCCAUGGCCGGCGACGACGACGAGGACGGCGGGGCCCCCGAGCGGCGCCUGGGCCGGGCAGACCUGGUCAUGAGUUUCGUCAACAUGGUGGAGCGGGACCGCGCCCUGGGCCACCAGGAGCCCCACUGGAAGGAGUUCCACUUUGACCUGACCCAGAUCCCGGCGGGGGAGGCGGUCACAGCCGCGGAGUUCCGGAUUUACAAGCUGCCCAGCACCCACCAGCUCAAUCAGACCCUCCACGUCAGCAUGUUCGAGGUGGUCCCCGAGCAGUCCAACAGGGAGUCUGACUUGUUCUUUUUGGAUCUUCAGACGCUCCGAUCUGGGGACGAGGGCUGGCUGGUGUUGGACGUGACAGCAGCCAGUGACCGCUGGCUCUUGAACCGUAGCAAGGACCUGGGACUCCGGCUCUAUGUGGAAACAGAUGAUGGGCGCAGCGUGGAUCCUGGCCUGGCCGGUCUGCUGGGGCGACAGGCCCCGCGCUCCAAACAGCCUUUCGUGGUCACCUUUUUCAGGGCGAGCCGCCCUGUCCGUGCCCCUCGGGCGGUGAGGCCCCUGAGGAGGAGGCCGCCGAAGAGAAGCAACGAGCUGCCGCCCCCGAACAAACUGCCUGGGAUCUUCGAUGACGUCCACGGCUCCCACGGCCGACAGGUGUGCCGUCGGCACGAGCUCUACGUCAGCUUCCAGGACCUGGGCUGGCUGGACUGGGUCAUCGCCCCCCAAGGCUACUCAGCCUAUUACUGUGAAGGGGAGUGCUCCUUCCCGCUGGACUCCUGCAUGAACGCCACCAACCACGCCAUCCUGCAGUCCCUGGUGCACCUGAUGAAGCCAGAUGCGGUCCCCAAGGCAUGCUGCGCGCCCACCAAGCUGAGCGCCACCUCCGUGCUCUACUACGACAGCAGCAACAACGUCAUCCUGCGCAAGCACCGCAACAUGGUGGUCCGGGCCUGUGGCUGCCACUGAGGCCAUGCCGGGCCUUGGCGCUGGCCCCCACCCGGACAGCCCUCCACAGGCUGGGACCCCCCAACACCGUCACAGCUCGGGCAGGCAGCCCAUAUCCUGUCAGGGCCGGUUCUCUCCAGGCCCCUCUGCCCCCUCCCUGCCUGAGGUCGUGAUGGAACUCUGGCCUCCAGUCCUGGUGGUCUGAGUCAUCAAGCAGGGGUCUACCCCAGCCCCCUUCCCAGAGGCACGUGCUGAUUGUCCUUCGAGGUUGGCAGCGUCCUGUCUGAGGAUCUGCCCUUGUCCACUGCUGGCCCAGCGUCCUGUCUGAGGAUCUGCCCUUGUCCACUGCUGGCCCAGCUACGGCCGGGCGUGCGAUGAACUCAAAGGCCUCUGGAACCCUGGAUGGCUCCCUCAGGCCCUUCACCAUUCAUGAUGGGGUUUGGGGAUGCGUAGACGGGUCCUGGCCCAUUUCCAGUUCCCUGCCCUUCCCAGGUACUGGGCGCUUCUGGGCACUUUCGUUGCCCAGUGUGGCAUUGCCCUCAGUGUUCUAUAUUUGGGGCUCUGAAUUACCAAAUCGCUGGCCACAAGGACACAUGUGGGUCACCUCCAUCCAGAAAGAGCUGAAUGAACAUGAUUUAGGGCCAAGGCCAAUGGCAUUUAUCUUCCCUCUCUUCCUGCCUUGAUCUGCUUCUGCUGUCUCAGGAAGAGACUUUGGGGGAACAAAAAAUCUUGGGGGCUUCAUUGACCCCCAUCUGUCUGUCACCAUGUUGAACCAUCAGGAGCUCAGCUCUGCAGAAAAGUUAUCUUUUCACUGAAUCAAGUAUGGUGGAUACAUCACGUGGCCCAGGAUGGCAGCGCCCAGCACAGAUGAUACAACCUCCUUUACCUUGUGCACAACAGUCAGUAAUCAACCUCAAUCUUUUCUUUCACAGCUGGAAUUUCAAAAUGAUGAGCACAGAACUCUAGCUGGCACCGCAACAGAUGAGAGUUGGCAUGUGAUGUGAAAACUGUCUGCCAUCUCCUGCUAAGGAGCCAUCCACUGUGCCUAGAGCAACGCAUCUGGGACACUGGGUGGCCUGGGGUCAGGUGUGGGGCAAAGGCAGGGCUUGUCAGCACCUGCCCAUGUCCGGAAGUUGUCAAAAACAGGCUGGUCACCCAAGUCACAUCACCCUAUGUGCCCAGGAGCCCUGCUCUUAUUUCUUGGGGCCUGUGAGCCAAAGAAGAGUCCCCUGUCCCAGGGGAGUGACAGGUGGCAAUUAGGCUGAGCUGGGUGGGGAAGUUCUCGGAAACCACUGUUCUCCUUGGAGCAGCCGCCAGCAGCUGGAGUAUUUAUUUGAUUUCUGACUUGCUAAGCCUGUAAUUUACCUGCUAGAGCAGACAGAGUCCAGCUGCCCAAACUGUGUCAUUAAAAGCAGAUCCGGGGCCCGCCCCAACCCACGGGCACAGCCCAGGAA
This is a messenger RNA of Sus scrofa (pig), 2736 nucleotides long. Its product is annotated as bone morphogenetic protein 8A. Lineage: Eukaryota; Metazoa; Chordata; Mammalia; Artiodactyla; Suidae. Gene Ontology annotation, molecular function: cytokine activity; growth factor activity. The record is from RefSeq and is a predicted model, not a curated record. Gene Ontology annotation, cellular component: extracellular region.